UAAACUUAAGGUACAAUUCCGCAAUGGGCUGCAGGCCGCAAUGUCGCCGCACUCGGAAUCAAUUUCAUAGAGAUUCAUACUGCAGCUGCGGCCUGCGGUCUGCGGUUCAGUUCGGACUUGUACAUUUAAACAUCAAGCAGUUACAUGCUUUAAAAAUAAUAAAAAUUAUAACUAUAAUUGCUAUUUCUUCUUUCAAAUGUUUAAUACUUGUAAAAGUAUUCAUUUGACAUUGUGGGUUUACCUAUAAUGCGAAGAGAUGGCGCUGCCUUGCAGCUUAAGAAUAGCUAGAAAGAAUUUCGACGCGGUCCGUGAGGGCCGCGGUAGCAUAAUUGGUCAGUGCAUUCGCCCGGAUUGCGAAGGGUGCGGGUUCGAGUCCCGUCUGCUGCCUGGUCCGCGUGGAAUUUUUUUUCUAGUUAUAUUUUCUUUAGAUUUAAACAUGCUUUAAAAAUAAUAAAAAUAAUAACUAUAAUUGCUAUUUCUUCUUUCAAAUGCUUAAUACUUGUAAAAGUAUU
Molecule: messenger RNA, 512 nt
Organism: Chilo suppressalis (striped riceborer)
Lineage: Eukaryota; Metazoa; Arthropoda; Insecta; Lepidoptera; Crambidae
Source: the annotation of a GenBank genome assembly